ACACCAGAGUACGUUGUUUCUGCUCGGGUUUAAAAUGGCGGCACUUCUACGUUCUUUGUUUAAAUGUUGCUUGUGGUGUUCAGUGAUUGUUAAGAACGCUUGGUGAUAGAAUUCAGGAUAGUAUAUACUUUGACACAAUAUUUUACAGAAGAUGUCGACUUUAUAUGAUCAAAUAAAACUUCUUUACGAACAGUCCUUAUAUUCAAAUGUUAUUUCUUUGGCAAAUUUAGUACUAUCUCUAAGUGAACACAAUUCAGAUUUAUUGCCAGUAUAUGGAAAAUUUCAUAUUUAUGUAUAUUAUGCUGAUGCUCACUUUUACUUGGGAAAAUAUAAAAGAGCAGAAGCAUUAUAUAAAAAAGCAUUACAAUUUCGUAAGUGUUUAUUAAAAUCUAAAGGUACUACAAAACCUUUAGAAGGCCAAAAAGAUUUUCCAACAGAUGUUGACAUAAAAUUUCAAAUUCACUUAUGUUUAAUGAAAUUAAAGAAUUCUCAAGAAGCAUUUCAAGUGCUGCAAAAUAUACCUGGUAAACAAAGAACUCCAAAGGUAAAUAUGGCACUUGCAAAAAUGUUCCAAGAACAAGGAAUGGAACGAUCUGCAAUAACCACAUAUAAAGAAGUUCUAAGGGAAUGUCCAUUAGCUUUGGAAGCUGCAGAAGGUUUACUUUCCCUUGGAAUAAAAGGAAUUGAAGUAAAUUCAUUAAUUGUUGGUUGUGCAUCCAGUUUGUCAAAUUUAGAGUGGUUGAAUACCUGGAUUAAAGCUCAUGCACAUAUACAUAAUAGAGAAUAUACCCAUGCAGUAUCAACAUUAAGGUCUUUAGACAAUGUUAAUUUGUUAAGAGAUAAUUUCAACCUAUUAACUACAAUGGGAGAAUGUUACUACUAUGCAGGAGAUGAUAAAAAUGCUUUGCUAUGUUUAGGAAGGGCUAGGAACAUAGAACCAGAUGUUAUGAAAGGGGUUGAUGUUUAUGCAGCAGUAUUAUAUAAAACACACCAUAUUAAGGAACUUGAAAGACUAAUUCCAAGUAUAACAGCAAGCAAUGAAUGUACUGGAGAAAUUUAUGUUGCUAUGGCAUAUUCUCUAUAUGCCACUAGAAAACUUGGUAGAGCAAAUACUUUAACAGCACAAGCCUUGAACUUGAAUCCAAAUGAUAUAGAAGCGACAAUUCUUAGAGGAAAUAUUCUUAUAGAGCAAAAAAAAUACCAGGAUGCAUUGUUUUUCUUUAGACAUGCUGUACAAUUAAAACCAUAUCGAUAUGAGCCACAUAAAGGUUUAGUAGAUUGCCUUGUAGGAAUGCACAGGUUACGUGAAGCUCUCAAUAUUGCAAGUGGAUCUUGUAAACAACUCGGACAUACAGCAAGAGUUCUUACGCUUUAUGCAUCUGUUCUUAUGAAAGAUCCAGUUUCUGUUGGAAAAGCAAAAAAUCUUUUGGAAAAGGCAUUACUUCAGGAUGAAGUUUAUUUACCUGCAGUUUAUCUUUUAGCUGAAAUAUAUGAACAGGAAAUGAACUUGGAAGCUGCAAUUGCACUACUUGAAAGACAAGUAGAAAUUCAGUCAACCUGUAAAUUACAUCAGAUGCUUGGAGAUUUCUGGGCAAGAGUUCAUAAUGAGGAGAAAGCUUUAGAUCACUAUGCUAUUGCUCUAAAUCUAGAUCCGAGCAAUAGAAGGGCACUUGAAGGUAUGCACCGACUAGACAACUCUUCCAAUAAGCUAGAUUCAGCUUACUAUAUGACUGUGAGUGAAGAUCAGACAGAUACGACUUAUGAUGUGGGUGAUGGCUUACCAGAUACUGAUAAUGAGGAAGCACCUGAUGAAAGCGAAACUGAAGCGGUUUGGUCUGAUAUGGAUUUAGAAGCAAAUAGUCAAUAACAUAAAAAAUAUGUUAUUGAACUAGAUCUGCUAUAACUAAAUUAGGGCUAUAGUUACCUGUUAUUGUAUGUAAUUAACUGUUUGUUUGUUGAUUUACUUAUUUAUAAAUUAUUAGAACAAUUAAUGGAAUAUUUUGAACAGUUAAAAGUAUAAAUAAUAUUAGUUUCUUUACAGGAAUUUCACAAAUAAGAAAUUUCUUAAAAUGCUGUAACUUAUGUGAAUAGAAAAUUUUAUAUCUAAA
Megachile rotundata (alfalfa leafcutting bee) is the source of this 2108-nucleotide messenger RNA. RefSeq names its product anaphase-promoting complex subunit 7 (gene APC7). Gene Ontology annotation, cellular component: anaphase-promoting complex. Lineage: Eukaryota; Metazoa; Arthropoda; Insecta; Hymenoptera; Megachilidae. The record is from RefSeq and is a predicted model, not a curated record. Gene Ontology annotation, molecular function: protein binding. Gene Ontology annotation, biological process: cell division; positive regulation of mitotic metaphase/anaphase transition; protein ubiquitination.